AUCAUCAUCAUCAACAACAUUAUCAAUAUCAAUAUCAAUAUCAAGAUGGAAACCAGAUUAGCACCUAAUUCUAAUCCACCACCUUAUGCACUAGCAGUUCAACGUGUUUAUAGUAAACCAUUAAGACCGAUUGUGCUUUUUACUUCUUCAAUCUCAUUAAUAUGGUCAUUGGUUUUGGGGGUUAGGUUUUUUCAAGAUCGGUCUGAAGGAAUUGAUACGCCUAGAAUGAUGGUCUUUGGUCUUAUUUUAGGGAUCCUUUUCUUUGUGAUUGCUGGUGUUGAAUUCUUUGGAAUGAUUGCAGCCAUCACUCAAAAGAUCAUCUUAACAAGAAUCUAUUUUCUUUUAUCAGGUCUAGCAGCCUUAGUAACCUUUGUAGCCGAAUUGAUCCGAGUCAUUGCACAUUUCUUAGUCAAAUCAGAUUUAAUUAGUUCAUGUAUGAAUCAAGUCACGGGGGCAAAAGCUCAAACUUUGUCAGGUACGAUUGCUUCGAUUGAUUCUAAUGAAGCUCAAAAGUUGUGUGAAGAUGAUUGGCAACGUGGGAUUUGGUGGGAUGUGGGUUGGUUGGUCUUGACGACUUGUUUGGCUCUUUUGUUUGCUGGUUUGGCUGGGGCUUAUUAUCAUCAAUUACUCGAUCCAUCAUUCACACGUACCUCCUCACUAAACCCACCACUCGAAAUACAUCCAUCACAUCAAACUCAUGAAUCUUAUCCAAUGGGACCUUACUCACAUCAAGAUUCACCAUUUAUUCCUCCUAAAUAUACACCGGCUUUGAUGAAUGGAGGACCACCGGAAUAUGUGGUGGAAAAGAAAAGUGGGAAUGAUUUGGAUGGGUCUUUGGAAAGAGUUAGUUUAUCGGAUGAUCGGUUGGGAGUUCAGACAAAUGAUAGAAGAUGAAAGAUGGAAAUGGAAAUGAGGAAAAAAACAGAUGGGAGUUGGGAUAGAUACGAAUGGUUUUUUUUUGUGAUGUUUUGAUUUGUUUGUAACCAUUGAUAUGUUUUUUAUACAUUUUGGGUUGGGUUGGGUUGGUUUUUCUUUUCUUGAGGAUUUUUGGGUCUUUUUCUGUAUUGUUUCCUAUCUGAGUUUUUUUUCUUGGUUUUUUCUCCCUCCCCUCUCCUUACUCAGUUUCAACUCUUGGUGUAAGAUCUUUUUUGGUUGCAUAUGUGUGAUUUGUGAGAUGUGAUUAUGGUUAGUUUGGGGGUUUUUGGAAGUGGUGUUGUUUUGUUGUUGUUGUUUUGUUUGGUAUCAAAUUUAUAGAAUGUGGGAAAAAGUGUGGGUUUUUUUUGUAUGAAUCUAGGAGGUUUAUGUUUAUUAGAGAAAGAAAACAUGAUGUAGGAUUUCUUGGUUUUUUUAUAUUUGAUGAAAUUAUAUUAUAGGAAAUAUAACAUA
This is a messenger RNA of Melampsora larici-populina 98AG31, 1386 nucleotides long. RefSeq lists its product as uncharacterized. The coding region runs from base 46 to 894 and encodes 282 amino acids. NCBI's taxonomy places the organism in Eukaryota, Fungi, Basidiomycota, Pucciniomycetes, Pucciniales, Melampsoraceae. The transcript is spliced from 6 exons. The record is from RefSeq and is a predicted model, not a curated record.